Molecule: messenger RNA, 642 nt
Organism: Alternaria metachromatica
Lineage: Eukaryota; Fungi; Ascomycota; Dothideomycetes; Pleosporales; Pleosporaceae
Exons: 4
Coding region: 1-642 (213 amino acids)
Source: RefSeq, a predicted model, not a curated record
AUGGUGUACUACUUCUCGUCCAACACGGUGUCGCCGUCAGCCUUUAUCUACGUCGGCAAAGACAAGGUUGAGAACGAAGAGCUUAUCAAAUACGGCUGGGACGAAGAUGUCUGGUUUCACGCCGACAACCUCUCUUCGGCUCAUAUCUACGUCCGGUUACCCGAGGGCGAAGAUUGGGAAAACAUGAGCAAAGAGUUGCUGGUGGACUGCGCGCAACUAACCAAGGCGAACAGUAUUGAGGGCAACAAAAAAGACAACGUUACGAUUGUGUAUACGCCUUGGAGCAACCUGAAGAAAGAUGGGAGUAUGGCUGUAGGUCAAGUUGGGUUCAAGGAUCAGCGAAAGGUGAAGCGCAUACAUGUGGAGCAGCGAGAAAAUCCUAUUGUCAACCGUCUUAACAAAACAAAAGUUGAGAAGUACCCCGACCUAAGAGAGGAGCGAGAAGCAAGGCGGGCGGAGUUGAGGAAGCGAGAUCAGAGUGCUCUGCAAGCCAAGCGCAAAGAAGAGGCCCGUAUAGCCAAGGAGCGCAAGGAGCUUGCGUGGCGGAGAGAUCAUGCCUACGACGAUGUCAUGACAGAGGAGAGUCUGGAGCAAAACUCCAACGAGAACCGCGAUGAGAACUUCCUCGAUGACUUCAUGUGA